Molecule: messenger RNA, 3204 nt
Organism: Salvelinus sp. IW2-2015
Lineage: Eukaryota; Metazoa; Chordata; Actinopteri; Salmoniformes; Salmonidae
Product: taperin
Molecular function (GO): phosphatase binding
Source: RefSeq, a predicted model, not a curated record
UCUUGGGACGCAGGGCUGAAGGAUGACGUAGGUUUACAGGUGCAGAGGGCGAGUCAGGAGUUGCGGAGGGAGGGAGAAGAACGUAGAAAUACUGAAAGAGACCGUGGGGAUGUAUGUGUGUAUACUAUAAUCGGCGCUGCAGGUACAGCGACAGACAGAGGCUACAGCUUUCCGUCCCAGUCGGGGAACACCAUCUCCCGAACCCCGGAGAUAUUCAAUUUCUCCUCAAAAUGUCUGGUGGAGGAGAAGUCCGUGUGCUCCGCCAGGAGGCUGGGCAGGAGAGCCCGAGGAUGCCGGCCUGGAAACGAGAGAUUCUCGAGCGGAGGAAAGCAAAGGGCGGCGCGUCUGGAGCAGGUGCAACUGAGCCUUGCCCUAGCGCGAUCUUAUCGCUGGUUAAUGGCGAAGUAACGGGAAACAGCAGCGCCUCAAAAACAGACAAUGGAACCAGUGCUAAUUCAGUUCGGAACUACACCAUCACUCCAGCGAGCCAGCAUUUUGCAGGCAAGCGUGGCAGCGCCCCCACCUCCCCAGAGCUCUCGCCGGUGAAAACAAACAAAGACCCCUGGACUGCCACCGACCCUUAUGACUCGGAGAAAACGGUAAGCGAUGGCGAGGGACAGGAAAGCCUGGUUCUGCAGGACAGUCUAGGCCCAUUGCAGGAGAACCCCUUCAUCAAACUGGAGAAGGAGCGAAAGAAACAACAGGACAGGGAGAACGCCACUCGUCCGGUUCAGCACAUACUGGAAUUGUAUGGCAGUGUUCCUGGAAUUCGGACUAUACGCGCUGAGAAUAUAAUUAUCAUAGAAUCCGAUCCGGAUUACUUUCCGGAGGCGAGUGGAAUAAAAAGCGAGUCUUAUCAGCAGCAGAAUGGGGUGAGCAGUUACAGCUCCCUCAACGACCUCUUGGACCGGAGAGGCAGUGGGGUUACCGAGAUACGMGCAAAGGAGGUGGUCAUUUAUGACACUGCACUAAGCCGGAGCGAGGAGAAUUUGAGCACGUUGGGUCGUCCUGGUCACGAGGCCGCAUUCGAGACAGGAGAGGGUCAUGGCAGGGUGAGCCGCAUGCUGCAGAAAUUCGACAGCAACUAUGGAAAAUUGCAACCCAAGUCUCGCAGCACAGAGAACCUCCUGGACUUGGAAACCAGUUCAAGCAGGCCAAGACAACGACCCAAGCCACAGCCAGAUCUGGUGCCAAAAUACAAGUCACAAGCCCAGCCUAGCUCACCAGUCCGCACCCUGGGUAACUCACAGUUGUCAUCCUCAGUCUUCCUGAGCUCCCAGUCUUCCAAACCAAAGCCACAGCCCCCUCUCUGUGAGCCUGACAGCACCACUUGCUCUGCUGGACCCGCUCAGUCAGUGUCUUCCUACCGCCAGCAUUUUGAGGUGAGUGGGGGCCGCAGUUCGGUGGUCAACCCCAUAGAGGAGGCAGAGGGGUCCCAGACCAAGCCUUUCCGAGAGAGAGACUGGGAGAGCACAGAGGUGCCCUCCAAACCCAAGGUGCCAUUCUCUCCGGAUACUAGCCGUGUCGAGUCCCCCUCCAGUCCCACCACACCCCCGAUGUCUCCCCCCUCGCCUGGAUUCGAGAUCUGCCCCUCACCCCGCCCUGAUCUCUCCCUGCUGCCGGCCGGGGACAUCCAGGCCCGUGCCCUUGCCAACCUGCGUCUCCAAUCCCGCAACUCCUUCACAGUCUUCCCCAAACGCCACAGAGCCGCCGCCUCCCCGGGCAGCACGGCCCCCUCCAGCCCCAUUAAGUCUCCUCCCUCCCAGAGAGUGGCAGAGAUGCCCACCCCAGGAGUGCCAACCCCUGUCACCCCUCCGCCCAACCCAGCAGUCUCCAAGAGUAAAGAGGAAGAACGGGACGAGGUGAGGGCAGCCGGGCUAACCAAACCAGACCCACCCACCAUCACUGCGACCCCCUCCCCUCCAGCACCCUUCCCAGUCCCCUCUGUCCAGUCAACACCUCCAGAGGAAGCCCCGGCUGACCAGCUACCUGUCACCAACAUAGAUGACAUAGACGUGGACCCCUCGCAGCCUGUUGCCCCCAGCCCCACUCCAGUGGUGCAGAGGCGGAAGGGGAAUACCUUCACUGUGGUGCCUAAACGUAAGUCAGAGCCUCAGCCUGGCUCUCCAGAGCCCCAGGAGCCUUCCGGAGGGGCCCAGACACCCUCCACGCCACCACAGGCCCCUUACUCCCAGUUGGGCUCACUGCUGAAGAAGCGCUACCCUGCCGUGGAGGAUAUCGAGGUCAUCGGUGGGUACCAGUCCCUGGGACGCUCCUGCCUGACCAGGACAGGCUCCACUGGCAAAAAGCUGAAUAUCUCGUUCAACGAGUCAAGCAUCCAAAGCACCUAUGAGUACCCCUCCGAGAGCAGCGUAUGGGACAGCGAAGAGGAGGAUGAGGAGGACGUGAAGGGAGGAGAAGAAGAAGAUAAGCCCAGCAUGGUGGGCCGUAUCCACAUCCCUCGUCCAAGCUUCACCAGUUCCCCAUCUCACACAAGCAACAGCACUGAUCUGUCCAGUUACAUUCCCAAGCACACUGUGGAUUUUAACACCUGGCAGGAACAUAAGCUUGAUGACCCUGUUUACCAGGGGGCCACCAAUUCCCAGCACGCACAGAUGUCAGAGGAAGUUAUGCUCACCCCAGCAGAUAGCUCCUCUCUGUCAGACUUCAACAGUGAACCUGCGCUGUACUUCUGAUUUGCCUGGACCAAACAGGACUGACCACUGCCCUCCAGAACCAGCAGCCGGAACCACAACCCCCACCUGGGACCAGUGAGACUUAGCAGAACUGGACAUCAAAUCGCACUUCAAAGCACUCCUCUUUUUCAAGUUUAGUUUGACACCCAGACAUCAACCAACCAAUCAACCACCAUUCAAGCAGCUGGACUGUCCUCACCUUACCUGUACAGUUGAUCUGUGUUUCCCCUCCACCUACUUUCAUUGACUGCCAUUGAGCAGUGAAGUCUGAACCGGAUCUGACAGACUGUAUUUGAUUGUCAAAAUAAAUCAAGAGUUUAAGAUAAACAUGCAUUAUAAUGCAGUUUCCCAGGCUUACGGUCUCCAGAAGAAGCCAAUCUGUCUGCCUCAAUGUCUCUAUCUCUAAGGCUGUGUUUUACGGGAAGCCCAAUCCUUAUUUUUUCUCUCCAUUAAUUAGUCUUUUGAACAAUCACAUCAGAUCUUUUUAUAUCAGAUCUUUUUCAGAGCU